Effrenium voratum is the source of this 951-nucleotide messenger RNA. Lineage: Eukaryota; Dinophyceae; Suessiales; Symbiodiniaceae. The record is from the annotation of a GenBank genome assembly.
AUGGUGGCUUUGAAAAUAAUUCGGUCCAACGACAUGAUGAAGAAAGCGGCAGAGAAAGAAGUUGAAAUCCUCCAGACAUUGAACAAUGCCGACAAGGCCAACAAGAGGCACAUCAUCAGGCUUAUCGAAACCUUUUACUACCGAAAGCACAUCUUUCUGGUCUUCGAGUGCAUGGCUGAAGACCUCCGUGGGGCGCUGAAGAAGUACACCAAGAACCGGGGCAUGUCCCUGCCGGCGGUGAAAGCAUACACCAAGCAGCUCCUCAUCGGAGUCCGGCACAUGCACAAGUUCAACAUCGUCCAUGCUGACUUGAAGCCUGACAAUAUCCUGAUUAGCCCAGACAACAACAUUGUAAAGCUUUGCGAUUUCGGCACUGCCAUCGAGCAGAAGGACAUCUCCGUUUCGCCGUAUUUGAUGAGCCGCUUCUAUCGGCCUGCAGAGGUGAUCCUGGGCUGCGAGUACGGGGUGUCCGUGGAUGUUUGGGCACUCGCUUGCACGCUUUUUGAGAUCUUCACGGGGAAGACUUUGCUGCAGGGGAAGACAAACAAUGAUAUGCUGAAGCGGAUCAUGGACCUGAAGGGUAAGAUCCCAAAGAACGUCAUCAAGAAGGGCGCCGUAUGGAAGAACCACUUCGAUGAGAACCUGGAUUUCAAGUUCGUCGACAAAGACUCCAUGACUGGGGAAGAGAUCACCCGCGUCAUCACCGACAACAACGCGAAGCGAGAUCUGAAGGAGUUCCUCCUGGACCGCGUGGGCCCGGAGAAGCAGAAGUCGCAAGAGAGAGAGGACCAGCAGUACGUAAAGAAAACGGUUCACUUCGCAGACCUUCUGGAUAAGAUGCUUGCCCUUGACCCUGACAAGCGUCUAACAGCGGACGAUGCGCUGAAGCACCACUUCAUAGAGGACCCCAAGGCCUUGAAAGGGGGGGCCGGGACGCCAGGCAAGCGAUAG